GCCGAUUCCAAUUCAGAGCCUAGAACCAGGCACUACGCAGACGCAAGCUUCGAUAGAAUGUCUGAUCUCAAGGACAGCAACUCUCCCCCGAGAGACGAGGGAAGGGCCUUAGCUUUAGACUCGCGAAUCUCCGGUAACGAAAACUUGUCAGUGAGAGAGCAGCAGGCUCGAGGCUGUUUACGAGGAGAUAGCCCCGGCAGAAGUUCUAGCGAAAAGCUCAAUAUUAGUAAAAUAGUGUCACCUCCUUUCAGAGUCCAUGUUAGAUGAAAUAGGAGUGAUUCUGGUUCUAGUUCGAGCUCCAGUUCAAGUUCGAGCUAAAGCCCGAGUCCAAGAGCUGGCAAGCAAUUUGAGGAUUUCUCACAGUCUCACGAGGUAGGUCAUUCGUCUUCUUUCAAUCCAGUUACAGAAUUGAAAUUCUUCUUUCAAUUCUGUAACUAUAGUGAGAGUGAGCAAGAUGGUCGCAGAUAUUGAAACGCGCACAUUGGAGCAAAUACAGGCCAAUGAACGUCUGGAGAAGAAGGAAUGGGAGGAGGAGCUUCAGAGACAGCACCAGUUCCAGAAAGAGCAGGAACGACUGCAGCAAAUCCAGCUCCAAUUUCAACGACAGAGGGAGGAAGAGCUUCUACAGGAGCAGCUGCGCAAAGAAGAAGCGCGCCAGGAAGAGCUCCGCAAGGAGGAAAUUCGACAAGAGGAUCUCCGCAAGGAAGAGCUUCGCAAAUAACAAGCCCGACAUGGAGAAAUCCGCAAGCCAAGCUCGACAAAGUGUUCGAUGAUAGCUUUUGCAAGUUUGACAUUAUAAUAAAUAUCAAAAUUAUAACCUUAUUUAAGAUUAAGUUACAUUAGAUAAAUAAAUAUGAAUUGACAGUAACAAUGUGACAG
This is a messenger RNA of Marchantia polymorpha subsp. ruderalis, 879 nucleotides long. The record is from the annotation of a GenBank genome assembly. Lineage: Eukaryota; Viridiplantae; Streptophyta; Marchantiopsida; Marchantiales; Marchantiaceae.